This is a messenger RNA of Gekko japonicus, 1086 nucleotides long. Its product is annotated as diacylglycerol O-acyltransferase 2-like. The record is from RefSeq and is a predicted model, not a curated record. Bases 1 to 1086 code for a protein of 361 amino acids. The transcript has 8 exons. Lineage: Eukaryota; Metazoa; Chordata; Lepidosauria; Squamata; Gekkonidae. Gene Ontology annotation, cellular component: endoplasmic reticulum membrane. Gene Ontology annotation, biological process: lipid metabolic process.
AUGAAAACAAUCAUUGCUGCCUAUUCCCAGAACCAGAGUGGGAGUCACGCCAGCAUCCAGGCUGCCCUCCGCACUCUGCUUGACGUGGGCUGGCCUUCCAGAAAGGAUUUCAAGGCCUGCAUCCAGCUGCUGUCAGUCCUCCAGUGGGUGCUCAGUUUCCUGCUGCUGGGGACUGUUUUCCUGCUUCUUCUCAUCUAUCUGCUUUUCACCAGUUUCUGGCCUAUUCCUGCCCUCUACCUGACUUGGCUUAUUUUUGAUUGGGACACACCUGAAAAAGGUGGGAGAAGCUCUUCCUGGAUACGGAACUGGUUCAUCUGGAAUCAUUUUCGAGAUUAUUUUCCUAUUCAGCUGGUGAAGACUCAUAACUUGCUCCCAAGCCACAAUUAUAUUGUUGGCAUCCACCCCCAUGGGAUCCUCUGUGUUGGUGCUUUCUGCAAUUUUGUCACUCAUUCCACGGGUUUCUGUGAGAAAUUCCCAGGGAUCCAGCCCUUCAUGGCCACGCUUGCAGGCAAUUUCCGCUUGCCGGUUUUCAGAGAAUACUUAAUGAGUGGAGGUCUGUGUCCUGUGACCCGUGAAGCGAUCGGGCACCUGAUCUCCAUGAACGGCACUGGAAAUGCUGUGGCAAUUGCAGUUGGGGGUGCAGCUGAAUCACUCACCUGCAGGCCGGGAUUGAUUACCUUAAUACUUAAAAAUCGCAAAGGCUUUGUCCGGAUGGCACUCCAGCAUGGGGCCCACCUGGUUCCCGCUUUCUCUUUUGGAGAGAAUGAUCUUUUCCAGCAGCUGGUCUUUGAAGAAGGCACCUGCAUGAAGAGCUUACAGAACAGGUUCCAGAAACUGCUGGGCUUUGCUCCCUGCUUCUUUUACGGAAGGGGAUUUACCUCUGUCCAUUCCCGAGGUUUCCUGCCUUUCCCCAGGCCCAUUACCACUGUCAUUGGAGAGCCUGUGACUGUGCCCAAGAUUGAGCGGCCAAGCUGUGGGACAGUGGAUGCAUACCACGCAAUGUAUGUCAAAGCUCUGCUCAAACUCUUCAAUGACAACAAAGUCAAGUAUGGCCUAUCAGAGACAGAUGAACUGCAGAUCCUAUGA